This is a messenger RNA of Hydatigera taeniaeformis, 360 nucleotides long. The record is from the annotation of a GenBank genome assembly. NCBI's taxonomy places the organism in Eukaryota, Metazoa, Platyhelminthes, Cestoda, Cyclophyllidea, Taeniidae.
AUGGAAAAAGUUAUUGACUUCAUGAAGGAGGAUGAGGAGGAGGGGGAGGCUUACCUCGAUGCUCAUCUCAUUGGCAUUGCGACCCCUCAUGGCAACUGGGGUCUCGUCGGAACCAGAGCACCACCUUUCCCCUUUGCUCAAGCACACACCAACUAUUCCUCACCCUUCCUGAUACCUCCUCCUCCUCCUCCUCCAGCACAAACCACUUCAAACAGUUCAAUGCUACACCAUCGACGCCUCACCUCAUCACCCCCUCGAGGAGCUCAAUACGGAAAAGAGGUAUUGGAAGGUGCAGUUGAAUCGAGAGUGCGAGACUGUCUUGCGUUCCCAGUGCGGGAGGUGGGUGAGGAGAGCGGAUGA